AUGACUAAUGAAUUAGAAAAAAGCUCAAAUGAAAAUAUCAUCGAAGUAAUAUCUAUUGAUGCUGAAUCAGGAACUCAAGAAAAUUUUGAAAAAAAAAGUAGCAAUGAUGGAAUAAUUAAUGAAGAGAAUAUAUUCUCUGAUAUUUCAGAAAGAACCGAAAAUUCGUAUGUACAAAUAGACCAUGAAAAUAAAAUACUAAAGGAGUUUUAUGAUUUAACAGAAGGUAAAAAUAACAAUGAUGAAAUUAUAAGCAUAAAUUCAAAUUCGAUAAGUAUCGGUAAGGGAAUAAAUAUAAAUUCUGCAGAAGAAAAUGGGAAAAAUGAGGAAAAAAGAAAUAUAUUUGAGGAAAAAGAAAAAAAAAAGGAAAAAAAAAAAUGCAUAGAGGAAAAAGAAAAAAAAAUAGAAAAAAAAAGUUUUUCAGGAGAAAAAGAAGAGCAAUAUGUUAAUUUAGAAAUUGAAACAUAUUAUAAUAAUGAUAAUAAUAAUAAUUGUAAUAACAUAUAUAAUAAUAUAAAUAAUAGGAAUAAUGUAAAUAAUGAAAUGAAUGAUAAUAGACAUAAUAUGAAUAAUGGAAUGAAUAACAGUAGUAAUAAUGGUAAUAAUAAUAGUGUUGUAAAUAACAACAAUGAAAAAGAAACAGUUAUAUCUAUUUUAUGCCAUAUAUGUUCAGAUGUAAUGGAAAAAUCAAUUUUUAAAGAUCAUUUAUUUGCACAUACAAUAGAUGCUAUACAAAAUAAUCAAAGAAAUUAUGGAUGUGAAAGGAGAAUUAACCUAAAUGAUGAUGUUUAUGAAAUAAGAAAUAAAGAUUGCUAUAAUGACUUGAGUAGAUGUACAAAAAGGCAAAGUAGAACUAGUGCACAAAAUUGUGCAUUCAAUAGUACAAAUUGUUCAUUUAAUGAUUUUGAUAAAAUGUUUGAUAAUAAUAAUAUUGAACAAGCAAAUUUUUUUAAUAUGAUUUACAAUUAUAAUUCUAACCUUGAUGAUUUUAAGAAUAACUCGUCAAAUAUUAAUAAAAGAAAUAAUAAUGCCACAAUAAAUAAUGCUAAAUGUACCAUUGAUCAUAAUAAUAAUAAUAAUAAUAAAGAUAAUUUAAUAAACAAUUUAUAUAACAAUACAAAUGCAAAUGAUAUAAUUGAAAUUACAAGUUCAACAGAAAAUGAAGUAAAUGAUAUAUUAUCAACUAGUAUUAAUAUUGAGGAUAGAAGUAGAGUUGUAACAAAAAGUAAAGAAAAUACGAGCAGUAAAUUAGGGGAUAAUAAUAAUAAUAAUAAUAAUAAUAAUAAUAAUUAUAGUGGUUUGUCUGCAUUAACAGAUUCAAUUUCUUCUAUUUUUAAUAAUCCAGAUACAUCAUCAUCAAUUAGAAGUAAUUCGGUCAUUAGUAAUAAUACAUAUAAUGAUAUAAACGAACAGAGUUCAAGUAGUAUUGUUAACAAUAUACAUUCCAUGAUGAAUAGCAUCCAGACUAGUAUAAAUAGAGUUAGAGAAAAAUCUAAGAGUAAUAUAAAUAAUUUAAAUAGAGAUAUAAACAAUGAUGUAAAUAGAAGUGUAAAUAGUGUAAGAAGAGAUGUAAAUAAUUCAGCAAGUAGAAUAACAAAUAACGAGAAUUUUAAUAGUUCUGAUAAUAUAUUAAAUAGGAAAUUAAACAGAAUAUACAAAAAUUUGCAUAAUAUACAUAGAAACAUUAAUGAUGUAUUAGACGAUAAUUUAAAUUAUUUAAGAAAUAAUAAUAUUAAUAAUUAUAAUAAUAAUAAUAAUGAUAUUACUAAUCAUAUUGUCAAUAAUAAUAGUAAUACUAAUAAUAAUAUUAACAAUAAUAAUGUAAAUACUACAAUAAGAACAAAGGUUACCAGCACAAGGCAUAAUAAUUGUUCUAAUUUAAAUGAUUCAUUAAAUAAUGUAACUAGAACAAGAACACAACAAUAUAAUAGAAACUUCGGUACAACAUUUGAUAAUCAAAAUAGAUUUUCUCUGGAAAAUUUUUCCACAGGUUCUCUUGGAUCAUCACCAAGUUAUAGCUCAUAUUCUUCUAAAAAAUCUUGUCAGCAAAAUUCACAUAACAAAGCAUCAAGCAUAAAUGACCUAAAUUAUUUGUACUCUAAUUUAGUUCAGAGAUAUCCAUCUAUUUGUGAAAGUUCCUCAUUUUCUCAUUUUGACAAUAAUCCUAAUAAUAUAUGGCCUUUAAGAAAGGUAACAAAUAUCAAUAGAAGCGCAAACAAUGGUGAUUCAACAAAUCACGUACAAAAUACAGAAGUAAAUAAUUUAAGCUUUAAUACUAAUAACUUUAGUUAUCGUAGUUCUAACAAUAAUAAUUAUACAAGUAUAUCAUCUAGAAAUAAUUUAACAAAUUUGAAUAAUAAUGAAGAUAGGACCAUUAGACAUAAUAUAAUAAAUAACGCCGUAACUAUAGAUAUUACCGAUCCUUAUGUAGAUGAUUCCUUGUUUUUAAUCACUAAUGGAAAUAAUAGUAACACUAGUAGAAAUAAUAAUAUUAUGAAUACUAAUAGAAAUAAUAAUAUUAUUACUAAUAAUAGAAACAGCAAUAAUAAUACUACUACCACAACUACCACCACAAUUAAUAGAAACAAUAACACUACUACUACUACUAUUAAUAGAAAUAAUAAUACUACAACCACUACUACAUUUAAUAGAAAUAAUAAUAACCCUAUUGUUUCUGCGAAUCCUACAAAUAGCAGUUCAUUUAAUUGUAAUAUUAUUAAUAACAAUACAAUAAGAAUAUCUGUGAAUAGUUCAGGAAGAAAUUUAACUAGUCAACAAAUUUCAGCAAGAAGUAAUGAAGGAUCGAGUGGGAAUAUAAAUUCAAACACAAGACAAAACAUUUAUGUUUCCAGUCAGAGUGAAUAUGAAGAAACAAAUAGCAUCUCAAGUACUUGUCCAGUAUUAAAAGAAAAAAAUGAUUUUCUAAUUGUUUAUUUUGAUAUACACAAAAAUGAACAUAAUAAUUUAAAACUUUGUUCUAUAUGCUAUGAAAAUUAUGAACAUAAAGAAGCUCUUAUUUUUUUACCUUGCACACAUAAUUUUCACAAAGCGUGUAUAAUUAAGUGGAUUACUAAAAAAGCAACAUGUCCUAUUUGUAAAAUAGACAUUAAACAUUAUUAA
Plasmodium gallinaceum is the source of this 3117-nucleotide messenger RNA. RefSeq names its product zinc finger protein, putative. Lineage: Eukaryota; Apicomplexa; Aconoidasida; Haemosporida; Plasmodiidae. Bases 1 to 3117 code for a protein of 1038 amino acids. Gene Ontology annotation, molecular function: zinc ion binding; ubiquitin protein ligase activity. The transcript has a single exon. The record is from RefSeq and is a predicted model, not a curated record. Gene Ontology annotation, biological process: protein ubiquitination.